AUGGAGAGAUAUACAACGGCGCAUGAUACUGUGGUUGAGGUCCCAGAGAAUGAGAACAUCAAGGCAUAUACAACUAGGGUGGAGUCUGGACAUGUCUCGGAGGUACGUAAUAUUGAGAUCAAGACGAAUUGACAUGAGUCUAACAAUAUAAGCCUAGCAGCAGUAAUGGUAGCAACUUGACUCUAAAUGUUAAAAAUGAAUACGAAAAUAUAUCCAGUGAUGGCAAGGUUAUAGAUAGAUAUCAAUUAUUAAAAGAAAAGGGCUAUUGUCAUGGAUUUCUCUUGGAGGAAGCAUCGAUUUCGGUGACCUGUGAGACGGCUGACUCUCAUUCACAACAACAACGAAGGGUUUCUACGUUUGGCCGUGAAGUCCAUGAAAAUAGGGAUAUGUUUCCAAAUAAAAAGCGAAGCUACAAAGGUAAUUCAGAAGCAUCAAACAGGAUCCUAGAAAAUGUUUUUAAGACCAAUUCAUACCCUACGAGCAAAGAACGACAUAUUAUUGCAAAAAAAUGCGGAUUGAGUCCAACUCAAGUUGGUGCAUGGGUACGUAUGUAAAGAAACCCUCUCAACAGAUAGGUUACUAACACUUUAGUUUACAAAUAGAAGAAACGCCUCAGAAUAA
Messenger RNA from Debaryomyces tyrocola, 621 nucleotides. Lineage: Eukaryota; Fungi; Ascomycota; Pichiomycetes; Serinales; Debaryomycetaceae. The record is from the annotation of a GenBank genome assembly.